Messenger RNA from Panicum virgatum (switchgrass), 423 nucleotides. RefSeq lists its product as uncharacterized. The record is from RefSeq and is a predicted model, not a curated record. Gene Ontology annotation, molecular function: nucleic acid binding. Gene Ontology annotation, biological process: DNA integration. The transcript has a single exon. NCBI's taxonomy places the organism in Eukaryota, Viridiplantae, Streptophyta, Magnoliopsida, Poales, Poaceae. The coding region runs from base 1 to 423 and encodes 140 amino acids.
AUGAUUGGCCCCCUCGCCAAGGCCCCGGGAAGAUUCACUUAUGUGCUGGUAGCAUUAGACAAAUUCACAAAGUGGAUCGAGUACAAGCCUGUCACCACUCAAAGUGCAGACAGAGUUGUCGAAUUCAUCUAUGACAUGCUAUACCGGUUUGGCUUCCCAAACACCAUCAUUACAGAUUUGGGAUGCAUCUUCACAUCAGACACCUUCUGGGACUUCUGCAAGCGAAGCGCCAUCGAUGUCAAGUAUGUCUCCAUAGCUCAACCAAGAGCCAAUGGACAAGUGGAACAAGCAAAUGGCAUGAUCUUAGAAGGCUUGAAGAAGAGACUUUACGAGGCUAAUAGCAAGAAGGGAGGCAAGUGGAUCUCUGAACCACCCCAUGUUAUCUGGGGUCUCAGAAUUCAGCCAUGCAAGUCAACGGGGUAG